CGGCCACUCCCAGGGACUGUAUUUUUCCCGGUCCCCGUCGUUGACAUCCGGCCGCCUUCCGAAGAGGCCACCUUCGCUGUUACAGUAGGCACACCGGCCGAUCACAAGCCCUGCUUUCUCGUCUCUCGUUCACUAUUGUUAGGAUCCCAGGCAUAAUCUCUAUCUCAUUGUGAUCCAGACCGAUUGCGCCCUCGACAUCUCGCAGAAAGCCAUCAACCACUUCGGAAGAACCUCUCGGUCUACACAUAGCCCCUAAUAACCGAUCCGCGUAACACACGCGCCCAAUCGCCACAUCGAUCGCUACGCAUACAAAACAAUAAAUACCUAUGGGUGCCAAGUCUCGUCGGGCCAAAUCGCCGACGACUCUUAACGGUUCGCUCGGAUCCGCGCAGAGAUCCGGGAAGAAGCCCCGCGCAGACGACACCGCUGCCAUGACCACCAACGUCGAGCUCUUGCGACGAAACAUAUCGCAGGAGAACUCAUCAUCCGAGGGCGCCGCCAUGAACCUGAUGGCCCGCGAGUCCUUCUCCCUGGACGACGACCCGGCACCACCCAAGACACCGACGACAGGCAGGAGUCACGGAUUCUUCGACCUGCCCAAGAAGGACCAGAGGAACUUUGGCCUGCUGGUCCUCCUCUACUUCCUCCAGGGCAUCCCGCUGGGCCUGGCCACCGGGUCCGUCCCCUUUUUACUAAAGAACCACAUGUCGUACGGCGAGAUCGGCGUCUUCAGCCUGGCGUCGUACCCAUAUUCCCUCAAGCUCUUCUGGAGUCCCAUCGUGGACGCCGUGUGGAGCCCCAAGCUCGGCCGGAGGAAAAGCUGGAUCCUGCCAAUCCAAUUUCUCUCUGGAAUAGGCAUGCUGUGGCUGGGGUCGCGGGUCGAGGACAUGAUGGCACUGACGGGCAAGCCCGGCGGGCCGACCGUCUGGGGGUUCACGGGGUGGUGGUUCUUCCUAGUGCUCAUGUGCGCCACGCAAGACAUUGCAGUCGAUGGCUGGGCCCUCACCCUCCUGUCGCCGGCCAACAUCUCGUACGCGUCGACGGCACAAACCGUCGGGCUCACGGCCGGCAACUUCCUCUCCUACACCGUCUUCCUGGCCUUCAACUCCAAGGACUUUGCCAACCGCUGGUUCCGCGCCGAGCCACUCGACCACGGCCUGAUGACCCUCAGCGGCUACCUCACCUUCUGGGGGUGGGCCUACAUCGCCGUGACCGUCGGCCUGGCGCUGGCCAAGCGCGAGGAGAAAACCAAAAACGAAGACGGUAUCUGGGACGUCUACAAGAUCAUGUGGGGCGUGCUGAAGCUGAAAAACAUCCAAACCAUCAUCCUGGUCCACCUGAUCGCCAAGAUCGGCUUUCAGGCCAACGACGCUGUAACGAGCCUCAAACUCCUCGACAAAGGCUUCGGCACCGAGAACAUGGCGCUCACCGUACUGAUCGACUUCCCCUUUGAGAUCGGCCUGGGCUACUACGCAGGGAAAUGGUCUCAACAAUUCACCCCAAUGCGGCUCUGGUGCUGGGGUUUUGCCGGGCGUCUCGCCGCCGCAAUAAUAGCCCAACUCACCGUCUCCGCCUUCCCCUCCUCAGACGGGGUCACCCCUCUGUACUUACUCGCCGUCAUCGGUCAGCACGUGCUCUCGACCUUCACCAACACGGUCAUGUUCGUCGCCGUGGCCGCCUUCCACGCGCGCAUCGCCGACCCGGCCAUCGGCGGCACCUACAUGACGCUGCUGGCCACCGUGUGCAACCUGGGCGGCACCUUCCCGCGCUUCUUUGUGCUCCGCCUCGUCGACGCCUUCACCAGCGCCACCUGCCAACCGCCAGAAAAAGCCGAGUGGGCCCCCUACAGCUGCGCCGUGCAGGCCGACAAGGAGCGCUGCCUCGCGGCCGGCGGCGCCUGCGUCAUGCACCGCGACGGCUACUACAUGGUCAACCUCAUCUGCGUGGUCAUUGGCGUUGUCACCUUCGUCACCUUCAUCCGCCCCAGGGUGUUGCAGCUGCAGGCCUUGCCCCUCCGGGCCUGGCGCCUGUCGUCUUCUCCAUCAAAAUACUAGGAAUCAUGUGGUGUAGAAGAAUCUAUCGAAACAUCUCGAGCCCUCUCUUUUGGGCCUUGGCAUUAAGAGGACAGAUAUUUCGGGAUGGGCUGGUGACGUUGUUGAGUACUUCGUGUAUAUAUAGUUAGAGGAAUGAAAUGCAUAUUCGUCCCCUAGCUUGAAUGGCGAUUAUGGACUUUCUUGUGUUCUGUCUGAAUCCAUGGAAACAACAAAUCGUGGACGAUGGUCCCUCCGGUCCAUCCAGGCAUCACAAUUUCCCUUCCCAGCCAAGUCAGGCAACGCUCGAAGCUGUGAAGUUAGGCAAAUCAAGCAAUGUCACAGAAGGAGC
Messenger RNA from Canariomyces notabilis, 2382 nucleotides. Its product is annotated as MFS general substrate transporter. The coding region runs from base 327 to 2054 and encodes 575 amino acids. Gene Ontology annotation, cellular component: membrane. The transcript has a single exon. Lineage: Eukaryota; Fungi; Ascomycota; Sordariomycetes; Sordariales; Chaetomiaceae. The record is from RefSeq and is a predicted model, not a curated record. Gene Ontology annotation, molecular function: acetyl-CoA transmembrane transporter activity.